This is a messenger RNA of Musca vetustissima, 712 nucleotides long. RefSeq names its product DNA-directed RNA polymerase III subunit RPC7-like (gene Polr3G). Gene Ontology annotation, cellular component: RNA polymerase III complex. Lineage: Eukaryota; Metazoa; Arthropoda; Insecta; Diptera; Muscidae. Bases 26 to 712 code for a protein of 228 amino acids. Gene Ontology annotation, biological process: transcription by RNA polymerase III. The transcript has 4 exons. The record is from RefSeq and is a predicted model, not a curated record.
UAAAUUGUAUUAAAUAUUAACAAAGAUGGCUGGCCGUGGCAGAGGUGGAAAGACAGGAACAUUAACACAAGAACAAUUACAGACUCUGGGAUGUGUGGGGAAAGAUAUGCCACAGGUUGCACAGGCACCUCCACCUACAUAUCCACCAUUGAUGUCCAAGCCCGUAACACUCGAAACAACGGCAUCACAAAACUAUCAAAUACUUUGGAAAGAGGGUUUCCUUAAUCACAUGAGGGAUUCGGCAUAUUUCCUACAACCAGUAGAGAAAGCAAUAGCUGGCCGUGGAAUUUCAAGAUAUAAUCCAAAAACAAUGAAUGCCGAUGAGAGUAUAAAACUUAAACCCAGAACAGAAUUCAAUUGGUCACUGAUGCCGGCCGAAUUACAAAUGGCUAAUAAAAAACGUAAAGUGGUUGCCAAGGCAGUUAAACUAAAGAAAGCUAAGCCCAGUAAUAUAGAAGAUCGUCUGAAGGUAUUGGAGGAGAAAGAAAAGACCGAAGAUGAUGUAGAUACACCCAAUAAAACAAAUUCAGAUUCCGAGGAGGACAUUGAGGAAGAAGUGGGCGAGGAUGUGGACGAUGAAAUGGAUGAUGACAAUGACUAUGGAAAUGCCUAUUUUGAUAAUGGUGAAGCCUACAAUGAAGAAGAUGAUAAUCUUGAUGAUGGACCUGGGGGUUAUUUGAUUAAGAGAAUGUUACUAUUUAAACACACAUAA